AUGGACUCCAACGCUGCCACUGUCGAAGGCAUGCUGAACUGUCUACCAGACAUGAAAAGUGUGUUCCUUGAAAAUUUCAAGCCUGUUCAAGACAAGCUGGCUUCGAUACUUCAGCACUCUCAGUCACAUUUCACGGCACUGGCGGGGCGAGAGAGCUUUGCUGGAUUUCUGAACGUUCCCCUCAUAAGCGACGCCCUAGUGAAGACAAUCGAAGUGAUGUUUGAGGCACCAAUGCCUUGUGUGCUUCAGCUACAGAACGACGAAGCCAGUGCCAAUAUUACGUGGUUGGACGUUGUCAAGGAAAAGAACUAUCAGGCCGAAUAUCAAGGGAAUGGGAACUACCAUUUCCAUAUGCGGGACUGGGGCGUGAUUAUCCAGUUGUCUGCUUUCCAACACAACAUGAUUCUUUCAGGAUUACCCCGAAAGCUUGUUCAACCAUGGUCCUACGAACAAGACGUGCAGACAGAACUAAGCACAUUGGCGCUGGCAGCUGAGAUGACAUCACUGCCCUCAGUGAUCAAAGUCAAUAACGCUGUGCUUGAAGAAAUACUGAGAAGAGAUCGAGUACUCCGCCACAAUCCGAGUCAGAGGUCAGCGGGCUCUCCCUUUCCCAUGGAAUCAGCGGAAGAGCCGGCACAGUAUACGCCAGCGCAGGUUGAAGCAGAUUUUUUCGAUGAGAUGGCCAUCGAGACUCAAGCAACAGACGUGCAAGCUAGUGGCUCAAAAUAUGGUACUAGAACACGGAACUAUCCCAAAAACAGGGCUUGGCCUGCAGAAGUAUUGAAGCAGCUUCCUCUAUGGUUCGAAGACCAAGUACGGAAGGAUCUGUCGCAGGAAGAGAUUGCCCAAAAUUUUGACCGAAAAUUCAACCAAAAGCGGACCUUCCACGCUAUUGAGGCAAAAGUGUAUUUCUUAACAGGCAAAAGUCCUUUUCGGAAGCGCAACAAGAGGAAUUUGCGCAAAGAACCUGUGUCUUUGACACCUCGCUCCUCACCGCAUUUUCAACCGCUCGAAUUGGUGGAAUCCACCCAGCAAUUCAUCACGAGGUCGAACAUCGAGGUUCACGCUCUAAGUCUAUCCUCGAGCCUGCUUCCGCAUCUGAAUUCGGAAGACUGCGAUGAUGGAAGCCUCUACGCCGCUCAUGGUGUUCAACCGGUUGACCCAGAAUCAGAGUCCAGCGACCCUCAUGCGGUAUCUGAACACGACAUUGCGAACCAAGCGUUAGAGAGCCAGCGCGCAUCUCAGGCGAUUGAAUGCUCGUUGGAUAUAAGUCAGAGUGAAUGGCCAGCUCACCGAAGCUUUCGGGCUGAAGAAUCGCCCACGGCCCCUCCAAUGUUUUCAGAUCUGGUGCACGAAAGUCGGCUAACGACCGAGAAAUUAACAAAUGACCUCGCCACAACGUCAAUGACAGUUGCUGAUUCUCUCUUGCAGGGCUCAUCCUCGGAGUCCUCUCAAAUAUCAGAACCUAUUCAAUUUCCUAUCCGGCACCACUCUGAAGGCGAUAUAACAUUUGAAGAGCUCGGCCAAACACUCAUUCAUCCAACUGGAUCCAGUGCAAUGCAUGUGGAACAGGCAGAUACGGCGCAUGACAACCAACCACCAGGAAGAAAUUGUCCGCAAUCUUCACUGGGAACUUCAUUGACUGGAGGUUCAUCAAAUGAGUGUUCUAACAAUGAAAGCCACCGAGAAAGCGGAAUCGGUGCGUUGACUGUUCCCAAGGCGCCAACGGUCUUCCAAAUUCCCGAAGCAAGUUCCACUGACGAAUCGACUGAGCACCACUCUCGAAACCGCGGAAUGGGUAGGCCAACCCCCGAUACCUCUGAGAGAACUUUGGCGGAAGAAGAAUUGAUCAGAAGAUAUCUUCGUGAGAAAUCUCAAGCUCAAGCGGGGAUUUCUCAUCGCUCAUGGAUUGCCAAGGACCUGGAACGUUUACCAGGGUGGCUCAUGAAACGGAACAGUUUACCAAGGGACAGACUUGAAGUUGAGUUUCUGAGAGACUUUGGACACUUUCGAACAUCUUUUGCCAUUCGUGCAGCUUGUCGCAAAAAGAAAAAGGCAGAUUCCCGUCAAAAAGAUGGCCUUCCCGAUACUAUGCCGGUAUCACGACCAACCAACACCAUCGUCGACACUCCCAGCUUAGAGCCAUCCCAUACGAUAGCAGGCAAUGAUAGUACUACCCCCAAGCAUCCACCGUCAGUGCAAUGUCGACCGUCACAAUUUGGUCAUCCACAGGUUCCAGACAACAGAGAAAGACCAUAUCGAAGCAGCCCUGCAUUUUAUCAUGAGGGUGAAGAGGCAAAGGAGUUAAAUUCACCAGCUGCAUCCGAAGAUUCUUCUGAACAGAUGGUGCUUUCAACAUCUUCUGGAAAGUUCGAAAAUACCCCCCAGUCUGGUAAUCGAGGCCAUCGAGCUACCACGCUAAAGUAUCGGGCCAGUUUCACAGCAAUUAAUGGUGACAACCACCACCCCACGGAUCCAGAUAUAAGCGAAUUGACUCCGGUUGAUCAGAUGGAGUCCAACGAGCGAGAACAAGGAAGCCGCCGAGCGUCCAAAGGAAUCCCCGUCGAGCGCAGAAGAGAUGACCAACAUAUGUCCCAGGAGGGGUCACUGAGUAAGUUCUCUAAUGCAGUGCUCGCCAUCGUCAGGGAGUCCUUCAAGCAUAUCAAAUCUAUUUGUCAUCUAACCUUCCUCCAAUUUUUCCUUUAUCUGUCUCUACGUUCAACACUGACUGUUUUCGUUCGCCCUUGCAGGCAGAAGAGGAAGCCACGACCAGCCUUCCUCUAA
Messenger RNA from Penicillium nucicola, 2784 nucleotides. RefSeq lists its product as uncharacterized. The record is from RefSeq and is a predicted model, not a curated record. Bases 1 to 2784 code for a protein of 927 amino acids. NCBI's taxonomy places the organism in Eukaryota, Fungi, Ascomycota, Eurotiomycetes, Eurotiales, Aspergillaceae. The transcript has 3 exons.